CAGAACUGAGAUCCCUUCUUUACUAUCAGUGAUACACUUCUGAUAAAACUUCCCACUUUCUCAAAUUCUUCAGGUUUCUUUAAUUUUCCCAAGAAAAUCAUUUAAGUUAUACACGUAUUGAUAUCAACGUGAGAAAAUUCUGUGGUUUUAAUUAUUUCUUGAGAGUUUUUCUAUUGAAAUUAAUGGAAAAAUUGAAGGUUGUUGCAUUGUGUAUGAAGAUUUUUACAGUCAUUUUGGUUCUGAUGGUUCCAGUGUCAAUAGGACAAACAUUGAGUUCAAGUGAAAUCAGAAUUCUCUUCCAAGUUCAGAAGCUUCUUGAGUAUCCUCAGGUUCUUCAGGGAUGGACGAAUUGGACCAACUUCUGUUAUCUUCCUUAUUCUCCUUCUCUCAACAUUGUCUGCUUAAAUAAUCGAGUAACAGAAUUAACCAUUGUUGGAAACAAAAGCUCUCCCGCUCAUUUCUCAAAACUAAUUUCACAGAAAUUUUCACCAUCUCAACAAACCCUCUCUGCUAAUUUUGACAUUGAUGCCUUCUUCACUACUGUAACAAAGCUUUCUAAUUUGAAAGUGCUCUCACUCGUUUCCUUAGGGUUAUGGGGUUCGUUACCUUCCAAGAUCAGUAGAUUUUGGUCGCUUCAAUUGUUAAACAUCAGCUCAAAUUUUAUUUAUGGAGAGAUUCCUCAGGAGAUUACAUCAUUGAAAAAUCUUACAAGUCUUGUUUUGGCUGAUAAUUUGUUGAAUGGGAGUGUUCCAGAUCUCAAGAGAUUACAACUUCUCCAAGAACUGAAUCUGGGUGGCAACCACAUUGGUCCUAAAUUUCCUUCACUCGCCAACAAUGUCCAAAGAAUUAUACUGGGAAAUAAUUCUUUGAGAUCUAACAUUCCAUUAGGACUCAACAAGUUUGAUCAGCUGAAACACUUGGACAUUUCUUCCAAUAUGUUUUUUGGAGCAGCCCCAUCUUUCCUUUUCUCUCUUUCUUCAAUUGAAUAUCUCAGUUUGGCUAGAAACCAAUUGAGCGGAGUUCUUCCGCUGAACAUAUCGUGUAGUGCUAAGCUUAGCUUUCUAGAUAUUUCUCGCAACCUUUUCAUUGGAAAACUGCCUUCAUGUAUUGCAUCAAAUUCUUCUAACAGAAAUUUAACAGUUAUAAGUUCAUGGAAUUGUUUGUCUGAUGCGAACGCAAAACUUCAGCAUCCAUUUUCAUUUUGCCAUAAAGAAGCAGUGGCAGUGAAGCCUCCAGAUAAGAGUGAGAAGCAGGAAUCCAACACCAAACUAAGAGUAAUUCUGGGUAUCAUUGGAGGCAUAAUGGGAAUAGCAGCGGUUUUGGGCUUGCUGAUUUUGGUUAUCAGAAGAAGGUCAACAGAAAAAACUGGAGCUCAAGAUAGCAAAUAUGAGAGAUCUAUUGCUGAUAAAAUGUCUGUUCGUAGCUCAUCAAAACGAGCUAAUGAUUCAAGAAGAGUCCCUCAGACAAUGAGGUCAGCAGCAAUAGGGCUUCCCCCAUAUCGAGUUUUCAGUUUGGAGGAAAUAGAAGAUGCAACAAACAACUUUGACCCAAAAAAUUUAAUGGGUGAAGGAUCCCAGGGACAAGGAUCCCAGGGACAGCUGUACAAAGGUUGCCUUACAGAUGGUUCAAUAGUUUUGGUGAAAUGCAUAAAACUGAAGCAGAGGCAUCUACCGCAGAGCCUGGUGCAACAUAUGGAAGUACUGUCAAAGCUGAGGCAUCUUCAUUUAGUGAGUGUUCUAGGACAUUGCAUUGUUACUUACCAAGAUCAUCCCAACACAGCAAGCACUGUGUUUAUUGUCUUCGAGCACAUAUCAAAUGGAUCAUUACAUGAGUACCUAACAGACUCGAGGAAGAAGGAGCUGCUAAAAUGGCCACAAAGAAUGGCAAUUGUUAUUGGUGCUGCAAGAGGAAUUCAGUUCCUGCACACAGGAAUUGCACCUGGCAUUUUUGGGAACAAUUUGAAGAUUGACAACAUCUUGUUGGAUGAGGUUCUUACUGCAAAACUAAGUGGCUAUAACAUUCCAAUGCCAUCAAAUAAGAGAGGUUCAGAGAGCCCUCUGAAUGGACAAGAUGUCUCCAAUCACCUUGGAAGCAUGGAAGAUGCUGAAAAGGAAGAUGUUUAUCAGCUAGGUGUUAUCCUUAUCCAAGUUAUUACAGGAAAGCCGAUCAAAUCCACCCGUGAAUUGGAUGAGUUGAAGCUAGAGCUAGAGAAAUGCUUAGCAGAAUCUCCAUCAAAGUUACGGGGAGCAGCUGACCCCUCAGUCCGGGGCACUUAUGCAUAUGACUCAUUAAGAACGACAGUUGAAAUAACCAUGAACUGCCUUUGCAAGGAUUCCGCCAGGCGUCCAUCAAUAGAAGAUGCUUUAUGGAAUUUGCAGUAUUCAAUUCAAGUACAGGAAGGAUGGACCAGCAGCGGAAAUCUUAAUACCCAUAUCUAGUUCCUUCAUCACUUAUGCCAUUGUAACAUAUAUAUAUAUUUCAUGAAUUUGUACUACUAUGUCCUACAGUAAUCGUCAGUUUGACCCUUUUUUAUAUUAUUAAUUUUGGUUUUCCUUUUUUAA
Mangifera indica (mango) is the source of this 2561-nucleotide messenger RNA. RefSeq names its product probable LRR receptor-like serine/threonine-protein kinase At1g14390. Gene Ontology annotation, biological process: protein phosphorylation. NCBI's taxonomy places the organism in Eukaryota, Viridiplantae, Streptophyta, Magnoliopsida, Sapindales, Anacardiaceae. Bases 183 to 2438 code for a protein of 751 amino acids. The transcript is spliced from 7 exons. The record is from RefSeq and is a predicted model, not a curated record. Gene Ontology annotation, molecular function: ATP binding; protein binding; protein kinase activity.